This is a messenger RNA of Danio aesculapii, 4196 nucleotides long. RefSeq names its product proline rich Gla (G-carboxyglutamic acid) 1 (gene prrg1). NCBI's taxonomy places the organism in Eukaryota, Metazoa, Chordata, Actinopteri, Cypriniformes, Danionidae. The coding region runs from base 106 to 750 and encodes 214 amino acids. The record is from RefSeq and is a predicted model, not a curated record. Gene Ontology annotation, molecular function: calcium ion binding. The transcript has 4 exons. Gene Ontology annotation, cellular component: extracellular region.
UUGCUGCGCCUUGUGCGCAUGCGCCAAAUCAGGACAUUGGAAGUAACGGGGAUACACUUUUGGGCGGAACGGGUCCAGAUUCCCUGUUGAAAAGCUGCAGGAAUCAUGGGAGCCGUGUUCCUGCCAGCAGAUGCCGCGCACUCUGUGCUGCGGAGGCUCCCGAGAGCAAACUUCUUCUUGGAGGAGAUGAAACAAGGGAACAUUCAGCGAGAAUGCAGAGAGGAAAUCUGCAAUUACGAAGAAGCCAGGGAGGCAUUCGAGAACGAUGAGAAAACGAGGCGAUUUUGGGAGGAGUAUCAGCGAGAGAGCAGCCCCAGACCUGGAGGACUGGAGUCCAUCGCUGGUGGUGUUCAUUCCCUAUACCUAAUCCUACCCCUGCUGCUGGUUUUGCUGCUUAUUGCUGCAGUCUCCAUCACAGUUUGGAGAUGCCAUUCCCGCAAAAGAUCCCAGCAAAGCCCUGCCAUCGGGCGUCCCCAAAGAGACACAACACUGUCUGUGGUGUCAAUGGACCAAUGGGGUCGGGACUACCAUCCUGACAUCAGUCCUCACUCGGAGAUCAGUGCCCACAGUAGCCCUGCCUACCCCGGCGCUGACCUCACACCAGGGCGGGGCAGUCGGGGUGACCCGCCCCCUUCAUAUGAAGAAGCUGUGGGCCAUACAGAUAUACAGAUUGAAGCAGAGCCUCCUCCUCAAUAUGAAGACAUCAUCAGCAACCACGGUGGCACGGUUGUCAUCUCCCAGGGAAAGUGACGGAUCUUCCAGGCAUGUGAUCCAGCAUCAUGAAGAGAUGCAUUUUGAGGCCUCCGCCAAUACUGUAAACUCUGUCAUUUAUUAUUCACCUCUAUUAGUUUGUUUUCAUAACUAAUGAUUUGUAGGAUGUGAACAUGGUUUGGCUGUUUAUUUUAUUUAAUUUUUAAACUUUUUUACUUCUACAGGCAUUCAAUUCUAUUACUAGCAAAAUAACUAUUUUAUUUUAUAUGCAGCAAAAUGAACUAAUGUGAUCAUGCUUCAAGGGGCGUAUUACAGAAAGAUCCUAGCUUUUAAAUCUUAUCCUAUCUGUUUGGUAACCAAUGAAAUUUCAGUUAGGAGAAAAGCUAUUACAGGACAGGAUUUAUUAUGUGUGUUAUCUUAUCUUAACUACAGAUAGGAAGGUGGUAUUGGAGAAACAUCCGAACUUGACAAAGUUGUAGUGGAGAUUAAUGACGUUUCUUAGUUUUGUUUAGGUGAACUCAUCAGCAGCUUGUGCAGUGUUGGCUUGUCGAACUUGAUGACUCAAUUUAAAUUUCCUAACAACAGAUUAGAUGCAGUUUUGUAAGAUGGGGUAAAAUUAGCCAAAAAAAUCCUAAUUUAACGUGUCAAAUCUUAAUUCAAUUCAAUUCACCUUUAUUUGUAUAGCGCUUAUACAAUGUAGAUUGUGUCAAAGCAGCUUCACAUAAAAGGUCACAGUAAAUUGGAACAGUGUAGUUCAGUUUGUAGUGUUUAAGUUCAGUUCAGUUUAGCUCAGUUCAGUGUGGUUUAAUAAUCACUACUGAGAGUCCAAAUAUUGAAGAGCAAAUCCAACGAUGCGCAGCUCUAUAGAUUCCGAACCAUGCAAGCUAGAGGCGACAGCGGAGAGGGAAAAAAACUUCACUAAAUGGCGAAAGUGAGGGAAAAAAAACCUUGAGAGAAACCAGGCUCAGUUGGGCACGACCAUUUUAAUUUCUCCGCUGGCCAAACGUCUUGUGCAGAGCUGUUAAGACACAACAUAUGAAACUUUCUGUAAUACACCCCCAGUACUGAGAUGAUUACAGAACUCACGGCAGCUUGAAUCCAAGCCCACGUCUAAUGAUGAUGAAGUACUGUUAUGUCAACAAGUUACAUUCUUCUUAGUAAGUCCUAAAAAACUAUUUUCCUAGUUAUGGCCUCUAGUGUUGUCAGUAGUACUGGUGCUUAAAUUGGAGAAAUGCUACAGUACCAGCCUUUGUGUAACUGGUAUGUGCUGAUAGACGGCUGUUUUCCAACUCUCCCUUGUGUAUUUGUGUGAAGAAUGUUCAAGGUUUGUUUGUAUUUACAAUGCAUUGAGCAUUGUAGCCAUUCAGAGCCAUUCUUGUUUGUUGCGCAGGUAAACUCAGUUGCUAAUCUGAGGUGCUUUUUUACUUAAGUUUUUUUACAAGUGUCAUUUUCUGAUAGUUCCCAUUUAUUUUACUAUGGAGAAAAAUUUAUGAUUUUUUUUUUCUUCCAGAACCUCUUUGAUGUGCCUCAUGUGUGUUUGAACUUUCAUUUAUUCACAUUCGCAAAACUUAUUCAACAUAAAAUUGUGAAGUUUAGACAUAUUUCGAUUUUGGAGUAAUAACCCUAUUAAAAUGUGAGCUGAAUCUGUCGGUGCCGAUAGUCUAGUGCAACCCUGUUCCUGAAGGAACACCAGCAGUACACAUUUUCAACCAAUUAAACACACCUGAAUCAACUCAUCAGAGCAUUAGAAGAGAUUUCCGAACCUCAAAUGAAUGGGUCAGAUUAGGGAGACAUCCAAAAUAUGUACUGUUGGUGUGCCUCUGGGAACAGGGUUGGAACAGGGUCCUUUUUUUCUCCAAAUUCACUUUGUGUCAAAAUAUACUGCGUACUGAAAUCCAAUAGUUGGAAAUAUCGAUAAGGAUCUUGGGCAGUACAAAACAGUCUUGUACAGACAUUUUGCUGUUUUCAUUUUGGUCAUACAGUAACAGUAUGGCUUUGAAAAACUUGCACUAUUGCUUUCAGAAUUUCACAUUUUCAGGCCCACAAAACGUGGCUGUCAAGUAAAUUAAUGUUCAAAUGCUGUAAUAAAUUUCAGCAUUUAAAUUUAGCAGUGUAAGUGCAAUAGACCUGACACUUAUGUGACCUGUGAUGUGUUUAUAAGUUGUUUACUUAUUUUAGUAGCAUUAAUUUAGAUGAUUUUUUUUACAUACAGCAGUCAUUUCCAAAUAGUCAAAUAAAAAUAGAAUACAAAUUAAUAUUUAAAAAAAGCAUGACUUUUUUGUGCUAUUGACACUGACUAGUGAAAUGCUGGUACUGUGACAGCACUAGUGGCCUCACAUAGGGACCAUUUAGACCUAGAAUAUUCUACAGAAUAACGUUCAGAGGAAACAAAUGCACAAUAUUUUCAGGAAGUUGUGAAUUGUAAUGUUUACUGAUAUUCUCUACCUGCAGGUUCGUUGUAGCCUUUGGAGAUAAUAACCGUUGUAGCUUAGGCUAUUGCUGUUUAACCUUUAUAAUUGCAUAGGAGUCUCUAUGCAAUCUUCGAUGUUCAAUUGAUUCAUUUUCUCCCUCUAGUUGAGGCGUUAAACACUGUGCGUUUGAGUUGGUGUGUUGGAAAUGUUUCCGCUGAAUGGCUAACCGUGGAUUAGCAAUGGGAAAUCAUGCUUGGGGGGUGAAAAAGUGCUGACAGAACAAAUUCUUGAUUUAAUGUAGCAUCAUGGUUGUUAAUCCUGAAUUGGCUCCAGCGGGCAGCAAGUCAGUGUCUGUGAGAUUUAGGUUUAUAUUUGCUGUGGGAAUGUACAGUACUGAAAUAUCGUAUUGUGCAAAAGGGGUCUAAGGUUUGUUGUUUGGUUGCAUUCCGGUGGUCUAUGCAACAGCGCUGUCCUUUUUUUUUUUUCACAGUUUGUGGAUUGGAGCAAUUGUGGAAGGAUUAAACGGGGCAUAUUUAGCAUCCCAAGCUGGGAAUGGUGGGAAUUAAGGAGCAAGGCUCAUGCUUUUGUAUGUUGUGAGCGGCUCCUUAUAGAUUUGCUUUACGGUAAAUAACUUUAGUUUCUCUAACCUCUUAGAGAAUGUUAUAAUUAACGAUUAUGACUACCUUGACCACUCUGGUUGUUUUAACCGAUAUCUGAUGUGUUUCAUACUUUAUUCAAGUUUUUUCGAUUCCACUUGUUUCCGCAUUGUAGUUUUGUAUCAAAAAUGUAGUCGAGAUCGUAUCUGGUCCAUUCAAAGCAAACUCUUUUCCCAAUGGUAGGGAUUUAAUUUGUUUGGAAACACUUUACUUGAAGACUUUAUGGCAACACAGGCUCAUUGAAAAUGUGUGCUUCAGCCUAGGUUUUGUCAGAUCGCAAAAACAUACUUCAACAUAUGUUUUACUACAGUUUUUAUGUAAAAUGAACACUAGAGUGCAGUAUGAAGCUAAAAAUAAGUGUUCCUUUUCACACUAAUGGACUAUUUUCACAAACCUGUUAAGACGUGUUUAAAGGUAA